AUGGCACUCCUCUCGACACGCCUGGGCGGCUGCUCCCCCCCCGCCAGACUCCCAUGCCUGCUAGUGCUCCGGCGAAACGCGCUCGCUCCCGCCGGCUAUAACAAGCGACUGCCUCCAAAGCUUGCUGCCCUGCCCACCCCCAGAGUUCCACGCCGCUCCUAUCCUCCACUCGCCGUGCCCAUGGAAAUCCCCAGCAGACCCGCCAGCGAGCGCGCCAGCUCCCCCACCAGAAAACCCCCCCGCCCCAUGCUUUCCGUCCGCCGUCGCUCGGCUUCCCUCGACUCCUCCGAUCCCUCUGAUCCCUCCAGCCCGAAGUCUUCCCGAUACUCCUGCGCGGGCACAACGGCGGUCGAUGUCCCCACACGCCAGCCAUCCGCCACUGAGCACCCUCUCCGCCACGAACUACCAGGCUCCUCAACAUCGGACGGCGGCAAGCCCAAAAAGACCUCCUACGCUUGGAGAAAGACUCUCUACGAGUACUUCAAGUCGGACGACGAAGGCAUCCUAACGUCUGACGAUGAGCACUGGCUAGGAAGCAACAAGCCCUAUGCCGCAAAACAAGAACCCCCAAGCGGCAAGACCCGACUGCCCAAGGAACUUACGCCCCCAGUGGCAGACACUGAAGCAAGCCCGGACAGCGACUUCGAAGACCGAUCAGACGAUCAACCCAGCCCACCUCCGUCCCCCCACCUGACCCCCAGCAGUCCCAUCCGGCCUUCCCCAGCCAGCCCGAAGUUCACGCCAUCAGACUUCCCGGCCCUCUCGGCGAAUCCACGACCGGUCUCCGUGUCGGACUCCUUAGCCUGCCAGCUCCCGGACGGCCCGUGGAAAAACCCCACCCGCAAGCCAUCUGCGACCCAGUUCCCCGCCUUGAACUCGCCCGCCCGGCCGCCGCCGUCGCAUCCUGCCACACGCUUCAUCUGCAGCUUCAGCUCUGCCGUCGGCCGCGCCGCACACCAGCCGGACCCUUCCGCCGCUCUUGCCCAGGAGAAAGCCGCCAAGAUAGCAGAAGCCGUCUGGCGCGAGGAAACACUCAAGGCCACGCUGCCUGCUUUCGAGCUUGACGACCCCGCCUGUGGUCCCCAGAAGAUCAUCCAGUGUCCCUCCGACCAGCACCCGAUCUCCGAGCUGCCCCAGCUGAUCAAGACGCUCUGCACCGACGGCAUCUCGCUCCCCUGUGGCCGAGCCGAGCUCGAGGGCGGGCCGUAUGUGGCGGUGGCCUUCGACAUGGAAUGGACGAUCAGUCGGACCAGAGGGCACGAGAACCGCACCGCCGUUCUCCAGCUCGCCAGUCGCUCCCAGGUGCUCAUCGUCCAGAUCUCGCGCGAGCCCGGCUGGCGCACCCAGGGCAUCAUCCCUCCCUCCCUCCUCGACUUCCUCGUCAACCCGCAGAUCGUCAAGAUCGGCGUGGGCAUCCGAAACGACGGCCUCAAGCUCAUCCGCGACCACAAACUCGGGCCCAAGCCGUUCCUCAACAGCUUCCUCGAACUCAGUCGGCUCGUCAGGGCCCUCGGCCAGCCCGAUUGCGCCUCCGGCUACUCCCGUCUCAUCUCCCUCCAGCAGAUCGUCGCCGAUCACUUGAAGCUCUACCUCCCCAAACCCGACACUCGCACCAGCGACUGGACCAAACCUUUGAGCGACACCCAAAUCCAUUAUGCAGCUUCGGAUGUGAUGGCUACGAUCCGAGUGGCCAUGCAUUUGUUCAAACUAUUCGAAGGGCGGAUCAGGAGGACCGAUUCCGGGCUGAUGAUCCUCCAAUACAUCGAAUCUCUGGAGCCCACAUACGACCGUUCGGCGCCCCCACCGCAGGCGCCCAAGCCGCCGACGCCAGUGGGACCAUACUCAUCCGUUGCCCAGCCGCCGCCUAAGCCCCGAGUGCUUGUCCUGACCCACCCCAAAGACGCCCCGAAACCCAAGGCGGCCGCCGCAGCACUCCCCAAAGCCAAAUGGCCCGGCCCGGCACCCAUCAAACGUAAGCAAUGGCGCACUCUCGUUCCCGCCCAAGGCCCCCAGAGUGUUGAAGUCAAGAAGAAGUGGGUCGUCCAAGCUCCAACCUUUCUAGCUCCCGCUUUGGUCGGCUUAAAGACUAGAGUCUCUCCGGCUGUCCUGAAGUCCUGGCAACUCUGGUAUCAUGAAGGACAUGCGAUCAACCAAUGUGCAAAAUUACUGGAAGUCAGUUCAGUCACAUUUGCGACGAAUUUAGGGAAGAUGUUGGUCCAUUUGAAGCUGAACGAUCUGAGCCUGGAUGAGUACUAUGAGCGCUGGAUCAGAGCCAGACGGGCCGACCCACAGGCGUUCCAAGAGCUGGGCGCGUCCAUCAAGCGUCUCUGCGAUGAUGAGGACGUGAAGGAGACCACGAUGACUGACUGCGCCGGCUGUAAUGGGGCUGACCUGGCCGCUCCUGCUGUCGAUCAAAUCAGCCCAGAUGCGGUCCAGACUCAAGAGCGCCCCGAAAGCCCGGGCAACAGGGCAGACCAGCCGGAUCUUACAGGGGAGCAAAUUAUAAGCCGGGAUGUGGACCAGGCCGAAGAGCCCUUGGAGAGGAAUGAAGGCCCGGAUGAUCAAGGUCUUGAAGACUUGCCGGCGGCCCAGGAGCGCUCCGAAAGCUUGGGCACCAGGGGAGACCAGGCAGCGUCUGCAGACGAGCAAAGAUGCCGUGAUGGGGACCAGGCUCAAGAGCGCUCGGAGAGGAAGGAAGGCCUGGAUGAUCAAGGUCUUGAAGCCUCGCCGGCAGCCGCUGAGGCCGGCCUGCCGAACGUGUCUGGGCCCCAGACUCCGCCGGCGCCGUCCUCCAGCGAGCAGGCCGUGGACGGCGGCCCCGCGGGCGUGGAGCCGCCACCAUCGGCGGCGAACACGCCGGCGGAACAGGCGUCUCCCGCCGGGAAGAACACGUCUCUGGUGGGUGCAAGUCUGGAGCCCGGGGAGAACGUGCAGGACGGCGGGCAGCCAGCCACCAGCUGGUUUGAGGAGAGCGAGAAGCUCGUCGCCGGCCACGUGCCACCCGCGUCCGACGCCACAGACGGGUCGGGGAAAGCCGCUGCCCCAGAUGGAGGCGCGUGUGCAGGCGCGGAGAAGAAGGGGGAGGCGCAGAUGAAGACCAUGAACUUCGCGAUCGACGAUGGCCCCUUCCUCGCCCUGCCGGCCGAGCACUCGGCUUUCGACGCCGCCCAGCGCGCCCGUGUCCGCGCCUUCAACGCCGCCAAGGCCCAGCUCAUCGACGCGUUCGUGUCCGGCUUCGGCCUCCCGAAGCGGCUCCGUACUUCUCCCAACUACUUCCAGUUCCGUUGA
Molecule: messenger RNA, 3288 nt
Organism: Puccinia triticina
Lineage: Eukaryota; Fungi; Basidiomycota; Pucciniomycetes; Pucciniales; Pucciniaceae
Exons: 4
Coding region: 1-3288 (1095 amino acids)
Biological process (GO): nucleobase-containing compound metabolic process
Cellular component (GO): nucleus; cytoplasm
Molecular function (GO): nucleic acid binding; 3'-5' exonuclease activity
Source: RefSeq, a predicted model, not a curated record